AUGGCGCCUAUCGUGGUAGACGAGCUAAAGUUGAUAGCAGAUUUGUUAAAAGGAGCUCCCGGAUUAAAUUUGGACCUUUUCCGACGAGCGAAAAUCAUAACGAUUCAACUGAUAACAUUUACUGAGACCCAACUAGCAAGCGCGAUAAAAUCGAGCCCGGAUAUCGAUACACCGGUUAACGAAAAGAUAUUAUGGUCCUGGAUUCUCGACUGGCGAAAAAGAAACCAAGUUCUCGAUCAACCCCCGGAGGCUGACGCCAUCGAUGGUCUGCAAGUUUCAACAUCUUCAGUUGGCGAUACACCUUCCCGUUUGACCCCGGCUCUGCUGAAGGAGCUUAUGCAGCAAACUGUAUACGGCGAACAACUGCUGAAAGCCGCUGAAACUCACUGCUUGUCGGAUUCUGGAAGAAAGUUUGUUGUCGACACGGUGGCAAGGUACCACUUAACCCGAAACUGUAAAACAUCAUCCGAAGUGGUAGAAGAUCUAAGUACAGUAAUAUGCGGACUAUUCAAAAAGGAAAACAAGGAAACAUAUUACAUUCCGAAAGCCAAGAACCGUGGUAACCCUGCUGGCAAAUUAUACAAUCGUAUAAAUUAUAUUAAACAAUCGGAACGUAAACGUGAUCAAAAAGAGAAGCAUCACAUUUCAACGAACAACGAUUUGGAUAACGAACAACUGUUACCCGAAGUAGCAACAGCAUUGGCUUGGUUGGAAAUUAAUAGGUUUCCUUGGGCGACUGUCCUGUCACAAUGGGAACUAAGUUUUCCUGCCAGAAAAGCUGAUCUACGUCAGUUUUCUAAGGCCGAUCAAAUAAUCAAUACUUACCCACACCUCUCAAAUGAGUGUGGAUAUCAACUGCUGGAUAUCGAGUACCGUAAACUUGGUCUGGGAAAUCCAACGGAACCAUCGAAGAAAUGGAAUUCAUUGUUUGAGCCCAUUGCAAAAUAUGUCAGCAAGUAUGCUAAGGAUCCAUCAGCUAAAGACUUGUCAUAUGCUUUGAGAAAUAACGAGCUAUCGAUCGAUUGUCGACUACUGAAUUUACUUCUGGCUUUAAAUACGGUGCUCGUUCCAGUUAAGGCCUCGAAAGGUUUUAAGCCGACGGUAGCCACGGGCCAAGCAGAAGCAUUUCUGUUAGUCGACAACAAGGAUCAAGCACUUAGUGAGUUGGAGAAAACUAUACAAAUAUACGAAGAACAGAGGUUUGCAAUUGCUCCGAAGCUCAUCGUCGUUGGAGAGAACUUGACUGCUGCUACAGGUGAAUGCCUGGUGGUAUAUAAAGAUAUAAUCUACAAUCUUGAAACUAUUGUGCGUGGAGUUGACGUAUUGUUGAAUCUACAAAUAGUCCUUGGAUUACCGGUUGCCAAAUUUUCAAAAUUGGUUUGGGUAUUCAUCGAGCAAUUCGUAUACGAAGUACCUUCGAAUUAUGGCGGCUAUUUAUGUAUCAAUAAGUUAAUCCAUUUUUUGAAUAGCCAGUCUGAAAAUCAGCGAUAA
Molecule: messenger RNA, 1491 nt
Organism: Armigeres subalbatus
Lineage: Eukaryota; Metazoa; Arthropoda; Insecta; Diptera; Culicidae
Exons: 6
Coding region: 1-1491 (496 amino acids)
Source: RefSeq, a predicted model, not a curated record